Molecule: messenger RNA, 2714 nt
Organism: Conger conger (European conger)
Lineage: Eukaryota; Metazoa; Chordata; Actinopteri; Anguilliformes; Congridae
Gene: brinp3a.1
Product: bone morphogenetic protein/retinoic acid inducible neural-specific 3a, tandem duplicate 1
Exons: 7
Coding region: 1-2289 (762 amino acids)
Biological process (GO): negative regulation of mitotic cell cycle; positive regulation of neuron differentiation
Source: RefSeq, a predicted model, not a curated record
AUGAGCUGUCGGUGUAUUGCUUUUAGACUGGCGAGUCUAAUGUUUCUAUGGGUGUGGAUAACACUAAGCCUUUACUGUUGGGUUGUAGCCACCGCAGCGAGUUCCAGUGAUGCCGCUGGUCCAUUCGGUUGGCUCCUUUCGGAUAAAGGACCUUUUCAUCGCUCCGAGGAAUUCACAGAGUUCGCGGAGCGCUACCAGCAGGGUUUCACCACCAAGUAUAAGAUUUACAGAGAGUUUGGUCGUUGGAAGGUCAACAGUCUGGUGCUAGAGAGGCGGAACAACAAUGGCUUUGCCCUGCCUCUUGAUCCUGAAUUCAUGCAGAAUGUCAGACUGUUGGGGAGGAGGCCUACCCUCAGAAUGAUCAUGGAGAACAUCAUCAGAAAAUAUGGCACACACUUUCUGUUGUCUGCUACACUGGGAGGUGAGGAAUCCUUGACUAUCUUUGUGGAUAAGAGGAAGUUGAGUAGGAGAGUGGAUGUUGGUGACUCAAACAGCACCGGAGUGACCCUGGAGACACUCCACCAGCUGGCGGCCUCCUACUUCAUUGACAGAGAGAGCACGCUGCGCAAGCUGCACCACCUCCAGAUAGCCUCCACUGCCAUUAAGGUGACUGAAACAAGGACAGGUCCUCUUGGAUGCAGUAACUAUGACAACCUCGAUUCAGUCAGUUCUGUUCUGGUUCACAGUCCUGAGAAUAAGAUUUAUUUACAAGGAUUACAGGUUAUUUUACCAGACUACUUGAAGAGUCGCUUCAUGGAGGCAGCCCUUAACUACAUUGGUUGUAACUUUGAGGGCGAGUUUGUGUGCAAGGACAAUGACUGCUGGUGCCAAUGCAGUGCAAGAUUCCCACAUUGCAAUUGCCCUGAGGUUGAUGUCCGUGCCAUGGAGGAGAAUUUAAGAAAUAUUAGAGAAGCCUGGACACAAGCUAACCGGGAAUUUGAAGAUUCGGAUGAGUUCCAAAUGUUUGUGAGACGACUACCAACAUUCUAUGCUUUGAACUCAUCUGCCAUUGAAUACUUCUGGAAGAUGGAUCCUGGGGUCCAUCAACGGUACAGACAGCUGGAGAUCAGCACAGGUCUACUUCUUAGCAAAGCCCGGAGAAUCGUUAACAAGCUUUUCACUCUCAGCAAGAGAUGCCACAAACAGCCAAAAAUAGUUGUGCUGAGGGAACGGUCUUUUGGCUACUGGCUGAAUUAUAUCCUGUCCAUCCUGUACUGCAGUGAGAAUAAUCACUUUGGAACCUAUAUAGAAGAGAUGCGAAGCUGUUCUUGUCCCUACGAACACCCAUCCUGUCAAGCAGUCGUCCCAUGUACGGUUGGCGAGGGCCCAUUCUGUGACUCUUGUUUCCAUGAGAACAGAACACGGUGUGCUAACUGUAACGCAGGAUACAUGCUCAGCCAGGGAACAUGCAGGUAUGAGGUGCCCGAUUCCACAGAUCACUACAUUGGCUUCGAGACAGAUCUGCAAGACCUGGAGUUGAAAUACCUGCUCCAGAAGUGUGAUAGUCGUAUCACAGUGCAUGCCAUCUUCAUCAGCAAUGACAUGAGACUAAACAGUUGGUUUGAUCCAUCUUGGCGAAAAAGAAUGUUGCUCACACUGAAGAGCAACAAGUUCAAGUCCAACCAUGUACACAUGCUCCUGGGCAUAUCCCUUCAGAUAUGUCUCACGAAAAACAGUACGUUGGAACCACUGCUAUCAGUUUAUAUAAACCCUUUUGGUGGCAGCCACUCUGAAAGCUGGAUCAUGCCCAUUGAUCAAAAUAGUUACCCUGAUUGGGAAAGGACAAAGUUAGAUAUACCUCUUGACUGUUACAACUGGACCUUGACUUUGGGCAACAAAUGGAAAACAUUUUUUGAGACAGUGCACUUCUAUCUGAGGAGCCGCAUAAAGACGACGUUGGCCCAAGGAAACAGCACUGUCUAUUUAGAACCACUAGAGUUCAUGGACCCUUCCCAAAAUUUGGGAUACAUGAAAAUUAACAGUAUGCAGGUAUUUGGGUACAGUAUGCACUUUGACCCGGAAGCAAUUCAGGACCUGAUUCUGCAGCUGGAUUACCCAUACACUCAGGGAUCACAGGAUUCUGCCCUUCUUCAGUUGGUAGAGAUCCGUGACCGUGUCAAUAGGCUGUCACCACCUGGUCCCCAACCACUAGACUUGUUCUCCUGCUUGCUUCGUCAUCGGUUGAAGUUAUCGCCCACAGAAGUAGUCAGAAUACUUGUGGCUUUACAGGCUUUCAGUGCCAAGCAGCCAAGCACUUUGGAGUAUGAAACAACCAAAUUAUGCAGUUAAUAAGAGAAUGUUGGCAAACUUUCAUAGAAAGCAUAAUCAUUACUAUUUACAGCAGGGUCAGAGUAUUUGGAAUGUUUUAGCAUUCAUUAACAUUAAUUUCUAACUGGAAGGCCUUGCCAUAAGACUCCAGACAUCACAGUUGCUUCUAGAGCGGAAAAGUCUACAAAUAUAUUAUUAUGCAAAAAAAAUGUGUCAUUGCAAAUACUUUCCAGACUUUGUAGCAUUUGAAGUACAGAAGUCCACAGAUUGCAAGUACCGCUAGCAUAUCCUACAAGCAAUACUAAAAGUCUUGCUACAAAUACUACAAGCAUUUGAAUCUAUGAGAAUUGGGGGGUGAGAUGAGAUUCAGCUGUAAAUUAUGCUGAUACAGUAUGGAACACAUUUGUUGCUUAACUAAGUCAUCAAGGGUCCAAGGUAACAAAUGA